Pantherophis guttatus is the source of this 3399-nucleotide messenger RNA. It is a transcript of the gene DNAJC14, whose product is annotated as DnaJ heat shock protein family (Hsp40) member C14. NCBI's taxonomy places the organism in Eukaryota, Metazoa, Chordata, Lepidosauria, Squamata, Colubridae. Gene Ontology annotation, molecular function: dopamine receptor binding. The record is from RefSeq and is a predicted model, not a curated record.
GCGGGCGGAAGGCGGAAGCGGGGGCUUGCCCGAGAGGGAGUGAGGGGGCAAGUCAGAUGGAGGAAGAGGAGUGGCGGCGGCGGCAGGACCCCCCCUUCUCGUUGCUAGGUAACAGGACCAGGAUGGCUACCAGAUGGCUAUAACUUAACCUUCAUCAAAGCCACAGCAAUUCCGGGACACAGAACCACCAUGGAACACCUCAGGCCUGGGACUGAAGCUCAUUCUGAAGAGUUUCCUGAUUUGGGCAAGACUGUUCUGAGCCCUUGCAGCCUUUGUGAUGCAGGAUGCAGGAAGCAAAAUGUCCACUUCCAAAAAGUAUUGCUGUUGCAAAGCAUCUCCUGGCUAAGAAGAGCUCUUGAGUCUUCGGAAGGCUGAGGUUUUUAAGUCGGGAGAAAAGGUGCGAUGGAGACAAAAAUGCUUUGGAAUGGCAGUUGCGACCGCGAUAAUGGCAGCUUGCACUUUACUGACUAUAAAACUCCCAGUAAUGAAACUGGCUCCUGUAACUGUCCGAGAGAGAUGUCUGAUCUCUCCGCAGCUUAUUCAGAGGAAGGGAAUGACUUAUGCGGCUUCAGUUGUCAGCACUGGCAUUCAGGAUUCAAAGAGAAGGACCCGUCUACGCUGCUGUUAGGCCAAGAAGUAGAUGUUGAAGAUGGCCUGGCUACAAAAACCAAGGAAGAAAUCCCUGAUUGCACUCGGGCUCCUAGCGGAAGAAAAGUUGCCCGGCAACAAAGACAACGCUCUACUCCUAAAGACAAAGGAGAUGGUCACUUUGUACCCUCUGGGGGGAAACACAGACAGACUAGGAAGAGGAGUGAUGGUGGGCAUCAUCAUGUCCAAGCUGAGUUGCUGAAGCAUCUGGAAGGUUUGGCCUCAUUCUGCGUUUCUUGCUUCAGACUAUUCAUCAGUGUAAUUGUACAGGUCACCCUCCGGUGUGGUGAAGGGGUGGAAGCUGGUGGGAAGAUGCUGUAUUCUUGCUGCUUUUUCAGCCUUCAUGAUUUAAACACCAUUCAAACUGACAUGCAGGCUUGGAUCCAGCGUGGAAGGAUAGGGUGUCGAAAAUUGACCCGACAGUUAGCCUCAUGGCUGUCGCUAACUUACCGCCUGUUUAAGAUGCUCUGUGCUAUUCUCUUCCUGGUGCUUAUGCUUCUCCUGGGUAGUAUACGACUCUGCUGGAAGGUUUCCAAGUCAGUCCUACUCAAUAUUCUGAGUAGAAUGACUCAUACCAGCUAUGGAGCCUGGCUUCUUUCAACUAUUGAUUUCCCUCAAAUUGGGGUCCUCUUCAGAGAAUGCAGGAUUUGCAAAUGGAUGGCAAGUCUGCUGCUUAAGUGGCAUGCUGUCCUUUGGAUGCCCAAAGGAUUAAGGACCACCCAAUCAGGGAGUACUGCUCAGAAUGACUCUCCUGGUGGAUCAGGACCCUUCCAGCCUGGCGAAGAGGUGGCACGUUUGCUGGCCAUGGCACAUACCCCUGAAGAAGAACUCAAUCCUUUUCAGGUGUUGGGCUUAGACGCAACAGCUUCCGAUGUCGAAUUGAAGAGAGCCUAUCGGCACUUGGCAGUACUGGUUCAUCCAGACAAGAAUGAGCACCCUCAGGCAGAGGAGGCAUUCAAGGUACUGCGGGCAGCCUGGGAUAUUGUCAGCAAUCCAGAGAAGAGGAAGGAAUAUGAAAUAAAGCGCAUGGCAGAGACAGAGCUGACGAAGUCUAUGAAUGAUUUCCUUUCCAAGCUUCAGGAUGAUCUGAAGGAAGUCAUGAACACAAUGAAGUGUAACAAGUGCCAAGGGAAGCACAAGAGGUUUGAGAUGGAUCGUGACCCAUUGGAUGGCCGAUACUGUGCAGAAUGUAGUAAAUUUCAUGCAGCUGAGGAAGGUGACUUCUGGGCGGAAUCCAGCAUGCUGGGAUUGAAGAUCACAUACUUUGCCAUGAUGGAUGGGAAGGUUUAUGACAUCACAGAAUGGGCUGGUUGCCAACGAGUGGGAAUCUCUCCAGAUACGCAUCGAGUUCCCUAUCACAUCUCUUUUGGAUCAAGAGGCUCUGGAGGACGCCAGAGAGCUGCUUCAGACAGUAGCCCAGCUUCUGCUGCAGAACUACAGGACUUCUUCAACCGUAUCUUCCAAGGGAAUCCCGGGCAGAUGCCAAACGGGAACUUUUUCGGCACCCCUCAGCCCCCAGCCCCUGGGAAUGCGUCGACGCCUCCUGCCUCUUCUUCAAAAGUAGACAGUAGCUUCCAGAAGAGCGAUUCGAAGCAGAAACGGCGGAAAAAAGUGCGACGCCCCUUUCAGCGCUAAGGACCUGUCUGAACAGGAGGGAAAUCUCCCUGGUUUUUCAUCAGGUAGCAAAAGGGCUGUUUUAAAAAUUGAAAAAACAGUAUUCUUGAGAAGAGAUAAGCCUCCAGGCUCCUCUGGAACUCAUUUAUAACCCUGUAACUUCCAGUUGGAACAAAAUAUUCUCCCGUGCAGUCGUUAGUACGGAUCCUGUGAUACCAAAGAACUCCUUUGGAUAUUUUCCUGAAAGCACUUAACGAAAAUAAGGUGUGGAUAAUAUUGAGCCUUUAAGCAUCCAAUCAUAUGCUUUUAUAAUUGUCUAGCGCUCCUUCUCGGGCGGGGCUACAGCUUCCACCAGUUAUUUUAGUUGAUUGUUACUCUUGUCCACACUAAAGGCUUGGCCUGGAAAUCUCUCUUGUUUCAUUCCAAGGCUUUGAAGAAAAAUAAAAAGGUAGAGGAUGGCUUAGCGCCCAGGGAAGGCGUGGUUUGCCUGCGAUAACUUUUAGAGUGGACAGGAAAGGGGAGACCCUAUUCAGCAACUGUCUUCUCAUCCCAUCCUGGGAGUUCUGCCCCUAGAUUAAAUGGUGAGAGGAGAGCUACUCCCUGCCUGGAAUUUCCUUGUGUAAAAUGUUAAUUAAUUGCUUGCCAUGCAAAGGAAUUCAUCUGGAUUAAUACUUUUAGUAAAAAGGCCAGGGGAAAUGAAGAUGCACCCCAGUUAUUGUUACUUAUCGCUCAGGAUUAUGCCAAGUCAGCUUCUCCUUCUUUACGGAGACCCGAAUGUUGCCCAACUCCAUUGCAAGACUACUGAGAGGAGGUGUUUUGCACUACCAAGCGAUUAAAGAGCUCCUGGCUCUGGAGGUAAAAAUGACUGUUGUGUUCCCGAUGUUCUAAGGUGCUUGGUUUGCUCUUCCUGGAUCCUAGCAAGUACAUACUGUCUGUCUACACUGGCCUAAGACUGUGGUCAAGUCAAUUAUGAUAUGGGUGUGUUAGGUGACAGUUUUAGCACGGAUGGCUAGCUCUACAAUUGUUCAACCUCUUUUAUAGAAGGUUACUUUUUUAAAAGUUCAAAUUUGUAUGUAUAUACAUAUAUUUAAUACAAUGUGUAUUAUCCUUUCUAUAAAUACGUAUCAAUGCCUUGGA